GAGAGUCAGCAGCAGAAUACGGGAAAUGCGUUUUGUCGAAACAAAAUAUCGGUAAAGAUGAUUGCAAAAGAGAAUUUAUUAAAUUCAAAAACUGUUUAGUUGAAGCUGCUGUUAAAAACAAAACAAAAUUAUAAUAAUAAUAUGAAGUGGCCUGAGUUCAAAGUUCAUUGCUACUUAGCAUUUGUCUUGAGAAUACUCUUGAUAAUAUAUGCUAAUUUUCAUGAUAAAUAUUUUCGUGUUCCAUACACAGAUAUUGAUUACAAAGUCUAUACAGAUGCUGCGAGGUAUAUAACAAAUAGGGAAUCACCGUAUUUACGUCAUACUUAUCGUUAUACACCAUUAUUGGCAUUUAUAUUGACACCAAAUAUUUUUCUACACUACGAUUUUGGUAAAUUAUUAUUUUCAUUAAUUGACAUCAUCGCUGGUGUAUUGAUUAAAAUAAUUUUAACAAAAGGUAACAAGAAUAAAUGUAAAAAAAAAAUUGGCGAGCUGUGUGCCCUUUCAUGGAUUUAUAAUCCAAUGACGAUAAUUAUAUCAACUCGCGGUAACGCUGAUUCAUUGUCUGUCGUUCUAGUUUUAUUAACAUUAUAUUAUUUAAUAAUUAAUAAGGAUUCAUUUAUAACCGGUUUGAUUCACGGAUUAUCUGUACACUUUCGAUUGUAUCCAAUAAUAUUCAGUUUAAUUAUGUAUUUAUCAUAUCGCGAUAAAUAUAACAUUAUUCCUAAUAGAAAUCAAUUUAAAUUUAUAACUGGCUGCGUAUUAUCAUUAUUUACAUUAACGUUUAUAAGUUAUUAUUAUUAUGGAUACGAAUUUAUUUACGAAAGUUUAAUUUAUCAUUUAAUACGUAAAGAUGGACGUCAUAAUUUUUCACUGUACUUUUAUAUGAAUUAUUUAUCAGUUGGACAACCGAUUGAAGUAUAUGAAAAAAUAAUCCGGGUAUUGCCAGGAAUUUUAUUAUUAGUAGCGUUAUCAUUUCGUUAUUCAAAUAACAAAAAUAAAAUAGAAUUGUCAUUUGGAAUAAUGACUCAGGCUAUGGUUAUGGUUACUUAUAACUCUGUUGUAACAUCACAAUAUUUUUUUUGGUAUUUGUCUUUAUUACCGAUUUGUAUACCGUACAUUAAUAUCAGCAUUGUUAGAUUUAUUAUAUUGCUUGGAAUUUGGAUAAUAGCUCAAGCGCUGUGGCUAUUUGAUGCAUACUGUCUAGAAUUUUUAGGUCUUAAUAAAUUUCAUUCUAUAUGGAUCGACAGCAUAUUAUUUUUCUUCGCGAAUAUUAAAAUAUUGUACGACUUUAUUGUUAAUUAUGAUAGUAAUUUGUUGAAUAAAAAUUAUUAAAAUAAAU
Microplitis mediator is the source of this 1339-nucleotide messenger RNA. RefSeq names its product GPI mannosyltransferase 1 (gene PIG-M). Gene Ontology annotation, biological process: GPI anchor biosynthetic process. Gene Ontology annotation, cellular component: glycosylphosphatidylinositol-mannosyltransferase I complex; membrane. The record is from RefSeq and is a predicted model, not a curated record. The transcript has a single exon. Lineage: Eukaryota; Metazoa; Arthropoda; Insecta; Hymenoptera; Braconidae. Bases 142 to 1332 code for a protein of 396 amino acids. Gene Ontology annotation, molecular function: GPI mannosyltransferase activity; alpha-1,4-mannosyltransferase activity.